AUUCAUUCUGUGAAGGAUGCUUGGGUGUAUGAAUUCAAGCUGAAAAGGAGAGUAGAAAAAAGACCUAUCCUUGUCCAGUGUGUAAGUGUGAAACAGACAUUCCAAAUGGAGGUGCUAACUCGUAUAGGACUAACUUCACCAUGAAGUCAUUGGCUGAAGCCCUGGAGAGAAUCAAAGAACAGUUGAAUGAAUCUAGCAUAAACUGUGACAUCUGUGCACAAGGUAAACAACAUACACAUGCUGUAUCCAGAUGUAUCGAAUGUGCUGAAUAUUUAUGUGACACUUGUGACAAAUGUCACGGCAGAAUGAGAUCAACGAAGUCUCACAAGCGUGUUAAAUUGACUGGGGAUACUGAGAAGGAUUCCAAGAUUGCAAUAGACAGUCUGGUUCAAAGAAAUAUUGACUGUACUGAGCACAACGACCAACCCUUAAAGUUCUACUGCAAGACUGACAAAACCAUUGUGUGUAGAGACUGUUGUAUUACUGAUCAUUCUGGGCAUUCAUGUGUGAAAAUUGAAGAUGUGGCAAAGGAAGAACUACGCAAUGUAUCUGCAUUGGUGGGACUAGCCAUCCAAAGGAAAGAUUUACUUGAUAAGCAACUUAAAAACUCAGAUGAUUUGACUGGCACCACGGAGCAAAAACUCCAGACACUUCUCAGUUCAAUAAAAUCAGAUCGCAGAGCUAUGAUAAGUGAGCUUGACAGAUACUUUAAUAAACUAGAAAGGGAUGCUAAGGAAGUGCAUAAUAACACCCUGAAACAGAUUAAAUCUCAAAGAAGUGAUUUAGAGCUACAGAGGGGCGUCACUGAGAGUACAUUACUUCACCUGACCUCCGUACAAAAACAUGGAC
This is a messenger RNA of Owenia fusiformis, 849 nucleotides long. The record is from the annotation of a GenBank genome assembly. Lineage: Eukaryota; Metazoa; Annelida; Polychaeta; Sabellida; Oweniidae.